Molecule: messenger RNA, 5120 nt
Organism: Polistes dominula (European paper wasp)
Lineage: Eukaryota; Metazoa; Arthropoda; Insecta; Hymenoptera; Vespidae
Gene: Isha
Product: Insulator su(Hw) mRNA adaptor
Cellular component (GO): nucleus
Molecular function (GO): RNA binding
Source: RefSeq, a predicted model, not a curated record
ACAUCUUGAAUAGCAUGGACCAGCUACACAGUGCGUGCUAAAAAGACAUGCAGUUUAUCGUGAAUCCUUUGAUAAUUUCCUACACGAAAGUGUAUAAAAUUUAGUGACUGUUAAUCUAACGGAUUUUGUCCACAAUGGAUGCAGUUAAAGCAUUUAAUGCAGAGCUUUCUGCAUUAUAUGAUGUUAAACCACCAAUUUCCAAAGCAAAAAUGAAUUCUCUUACACGCGGAGCUAUUAAGGCAAUAAAAUUUUAUAAACAUGUUGUACAAAGCGUGGAAAAAUUUAUUCAAAAAUGUAAAGCAGAAUACAAAGUGCCAGGAUUAUAUGUAAUAGAUUCAAUAGUAAGACAGUCGAGACAUCAAUUCGGAAUGGAAAAGGAUGUGUUUGCUCCUCGUUUUGCUAAAAAUAUGCAAACAACUUUUCUUAAUCUUUUAAAAUGUCCGCCGGAAGAUAAAAGCAAAGUUAUACGUGUAUUAAAUCUUUGGCAAAAAAAUGCAGUUUUCCCACCAGAAGUUAUACAACCACUUUUCGAUUUAGCAGAUCCCAAUCACCCUAUUCAUAAAGAACAGCCGGUUAAUGCAAAUGGUACAUUGAAUGUAUCAUCUGGCAAUAAUCUCAGCAAUAUCUCUGCAGUAACAAAGACACCUCCAUCUGCGGUUAAAGUUGUUGCAAAAGAUCAAAAAUUAUUUUCUUCCACUAAACCAAUCGAUCCAGUAUGGCUGGCACAAACAAAAAUUGAAACAGCCAAUAUAGGGCAAUCUAAUUCGAAUCAAGUUGAUCCAUCCUUUCUUGAUCAGCUACAACAUUUGCAACAACUGUUGUUGAAAAAACAAGAUACUAAUGAAUCUAAGACUUCAGUUAAAUUUGAUAAAAAGCUUUUAGAUUUUGAUUAUGGAGAAGAAGAAGAUGACGAUGUUGUCGUUGCAAGUUCACCGACAACUGCUACUGCUACAGCAUCUCAGCAUAAUGCUGUAUCUACAAGUAAUAGUUUGGAAAGCCUUGGAUUGCUACUGACAAACCCUGAGGUACUUAAUUCUUUCAUAGCUGGUCAAAAAGUACUACGGCAAUUGCAAACAUUGCAACAAACGAUGCAAGGAAGUAUACCAUCAUCGUCGCAACAUGAAAUGGAAGAAAAAAUGCGCAAAUUACAACAGAUGAAACAGCAAGAGGAAGAAUUUGAUAAACACUUGGCUCAAACUGUUCCUAAUUUACCUUUUGCAUCAGAAUGUGAGCUGAAACCUACAGAUAUUCUGAAACCAAGUCAACAAAGUACAUAUUCAACAAAUACAACUACUGGAGUUAUUCAAGAUAUGAGUCAACCACCACCUGGUUAUCCUCCAGCUUUGCCAUAUGUUUCACAACCUUUGUCGAAUAUGAGGCAAAUUAACCAAACUGGUCAUCAGAAUCAAAAAAGUCCUUUACUUGAUGAACGCCAGGAAUCACAAGAUUUUUCUGGAAAUGGUGCAAGACGUGAUAGUAGUAGCGUUGAAAUUGUAAAUUGUGAUAAUACUAGAUCGCAAAGUAGAUCACCGGAAAGAUAUAGGCAUCAUAGUCGGUCUAGAUCUCCACGACAUAGAGAUAGAGACAGAGAUAGGGAUAGAGAUAGAAAAUCUCGUUCCAGAAGUAGAUCAAGAAGAAGAAGAUCGCGGUCCAGAGAUAGAGGCCGUGAUAGAAAAAGGGAUGACAGUCGAGAAAAAAUGACAGAAGAAGAAAGGGAAAAGGAAAGGGAACGUCGUAAACGUGGAUUACCUCCUAUAGUUAGAGAUAAAUUAAGUGUUUGCAGUACAACGCUUUGGGUCGGUCAUUUAUCAAAAUUAGUGCAUCAGGAAGAAUUAUCUGAUACGUUCGGAGAAUUUGGUGACAUCGUUAGCAUCGAUCUCAUAUCACCUAGAGGCUGUGCUUUUAUUUGUAUGAACAGAAGACAAGAUGCGUAUCGUGCUCUGACUAAACUAAAGAAUCAUAAAAUGCAAGGAAAGGCUAUAACAUUAGCAUGGGCUCCAGGUAAAGGUGUUAAAGGAAAGGAAUGGAAAGAUUACUGGGAAGUAGAACUUGGUGUCAGUUAUAUUCCAUGGAAUAAGUUACUUAACAUUACGGAUCAAGAUCUGGAACUGUUGGAAGAAGGUGGUAUGAUAGAUGAAGAUACAUUACCCCCAAGUUUAAAAGGAAAAUUGAAACAUUCUGGUGGCAGUAUAGAUAUUAUGCAAUUACAAAUGCAGCAACAGGCAUUAGCAGCUGCAUCGCAGCAACAACCGCAGUUAGUUGAUACUAGCCAACCGCCACCAAUACGACCACCCACGUCAGCCGCACUUUUGCCUCCACCAAACACACAAUUACAAAUGAUGCCAUCAGCUUUUACAAUGACAGGUGUUCCACGUAUGAUUGGACCUAUGGGUCUCCCUAUGGCACACAGUUUAAUGCCUAAUGUUCCAAUUGGAGUACCUCCACCCAAUAUGCAAAGUCUUUUGGGACCUCCAGGAAUGAUGCAGACUAUGUUGACUCCAUCUGUCAAUUCUCCAUUUAGUGCAAGCGUUGGUGUAGGCCUUUUAACACAAAUUCCAUUACCUGCACCAGCCGCACCAUCGGACAAGCCAAAUUCAACUGGGAUGCCACACAAUGUUCCACCUAUAGGAGUACCUCCGCCUACCUCAGAAACUAACAUGCCAAAUCUACCAAUGCUUCGUCAGUCUUAUGGAGUAGGACCAGCACCACCUAUGCAAAUGCAACUACCUCAACAUCACUCCGAUGAUAUGGAUGUUGAAAUGGAAGAUGCCAUGCCAUUAAACGUGAGCAAUAAUACUUCCAAAGAGAAACCAAAUUUGAGUGAUCAACUUAUAGCAGCUAUGAAUAUGGGUGCAAGCACCAGCGACAAUAGGAUAGAGAAUGAACAACAAAAUAUUGAUUAUAAGGAAAGGGAGAGAGAUCGCGAAAGUAGAGACAGAAGAGAUCGUGAACGUGAUAGGAAUGAUCGUAGUGACGUCAAUGAUUCCAGAAUGGAUCGCGGAAGAGAUAGAGGUAGAGGAAGAGACCGAGGUCGUGAUCGUUGUAGAGACACUAGAGAUGGCAGAGACAGGGAUAGGGAUGAUAGAAGAGAUAGAGACAAUAGAGAUAUUAGAGAAAGUCGUGAUAAUUCAAUGAGGCAUUCUGAAUGUUCUAAUAUGUCUAAUCAAAAUCUUCAAGAUAACGAAGCAAUGUCUAAAAAAGAUGGUAAACCUAGUCUUGCUGAACGUUUGAGACAAUUAGCUGAUGGUACAUUACCAAUAGAUGAUCGUAUAGAUAGAAAUAUUCGAAGUAGCAGAACUGAACGAAGUACCGAGAGAAGUGAAAGAAAUUUUGAAGAAAAUUCUGGUACUCGAAGACCUAACGAUAUGCCAUUACCAUUAAUGGAUAUUCCGAAAUUUGUUGGAAAUGUCCAAGAACGUGUUGAUUUUCCACCACGUGGACCCGAUUUUAGAGGUGGAGAUCCACGUGAUUAUCAACAAAGAAAUUUACCCGAUAGAGAGCGACCAAAUUUUCCGCGAGGAUCGAAUGGCCCGAGAGGUUCUCAAAUAGAUGAUUUUAUGGAUCCAAGAAUGCAAGCUGGAAGAUUUCAAGAUGAAUUUGAGAAUAGAUUAGGACAUAAUGGUCCUCGAUCGGAUGAAUUCGCUCCUAGAUUAGGACCUUCCAGAGAAGAUUUUGAUCGGUCGGAUAUACGGAAUCGACGACCGGUUGAAGAUUAUGAACGUGAUCGUUUCGAAUAUGAUAUGAGACGCGAUGGAUUUGAUCCACGUUUACAAGAUGGUUUUGAUCCAAGAAGUCAUGGUGAACGGCCUGAUUUUGACCCACGAAGAAGAGAUUUCUUUGGAGGUCCAAUGGAACCUGUUUUUGGAAUACCACCAAUGAUGGGGUUGCGAGGUCCUAGAGGUCCUGUAGGACCUGAAGGAUUUGGUCCGCGUGGUUCUGGUAUGGGAUCAAGAGGACCUUUAAUAUUCCAUCCUCGAGGUAUGGGACCACGAAUGAGAAUUCGACCGCCGUUUGGGCCACGUGGACCUCCACCAUUCGAUCCUAGAGAAGCAGAUCCAUUUUUCCGGCCGCCAUUUGAUGAUGUACGUGGCCCACCAGGUCCACAUAUGAGACCGUUCGGUCCCAUGGGUCCGCCAGCUAUGCACGGUCCUGAUGGACCUUGGAGGAAUCAAGAAGGUGGAGGAGCACUGCCAGGUCCAUGGACACCUCAAUCUACUAGUACUCCUGAAACUGAUAAUCAUAACCAGAGAGAAAAUCAUCUUACACGAGACAAACAAAAGGGAUCCAAACAUUCAGAUUAUAAGAACAAUAUUUCUGAUAGAGAAAAUCGUAAUAGAAAUAGAAAGUCAAGAUGGGGUAAUGUAAGUCCACCUAUAACGGAAAAUACAGAUGAAGUGACAUCCACUGAAGGAAUCGAGGACAAGAUAGAUAUAAAACAAGAUAGGAAUUUUGAAAAUGUUGAAUCUACAUCAGAGGCGACUACUAAUGAAUACAGUCAAUCAAUAAAAAUGGAACUUGAUAGUUCUGCAGAUAGAGAGCAGAUUGAAGAGAAAAAUGAUGUACAUCAUAUAAAAAAUGAGCAAAGCGAAGAAACCAAUAAGGAAGUUAAUGAAAAUCAAUACAAUGAAGAAGAACAAAUUAGUUCCUACCAAUCUAAUGUAGAUGCAUCUUCUGCCAAUGAUGUUGAAGAAAAUAAGUGUAACGAAGACAAACAAUGUGAAUAUCAAACAGUCAGUAAAACGGAGGACUCAUCGCAACAAUGUGCAGAGCAAGUUGAAAAAUCUGAGUGUGUGAGUGAAAAUAAUAGUGACCAAGCAAUUUUAGAGCAGGCGGAUGCUUUGUAAAAGGCUCGAUGUUCGAGGACUAACCAAAGUUAAGCAAAGAGAAUCUUUUAAUAGAUUCAUGUAAAAUAUGAUUCCAAACACACAUUGUACAUAGAAUCAUGUUAUUAAGCAAGAAGUGAAAUGAAUUUGGUUUUGUGGAUCUUGGAGUACUAAACUCUGGAGUGGUGAGGGAAAGCUGUGGGUCCAGUGAGUUCUUUUAGAAGUCUUUUUUUAAAGUAUUCACUUUUUAAAUGUAUAUGAAUUUUUAAAUUUAUUUCGAUAUUUAAAAAAAGAAAG